Molecule: messenger RNA, 1047 nt
Organism: Leptosia nina
Lineage: Eukaryota; Metazoa; Arthropoda; Insecta; Lepidoptera; Pieridae
Source: the annotation of a GenBank genome assembly
AUGGCUGCGAACCGUCGAAAGCAAGACGACAAAAAUUUAGAAAUUUUACGUGAACUCAUUUCACAAAAUGGUAAUAAAUAUUGCUUAGAUUGUAAUCAAAGGGGCCCCACUUACGUUAAUACUACAAUUGGGUCCUUCGUUUGUUCAAAAUGCUCCGGAAUGUUACGUGGUUUAACUCCACCUCAUCGUGUAAAAUCUAUAUCCAUGGCGACGUUUACUCCGGAGGAAAUCGAGUUUGUUAGAGUAAGAGGAAAUGAUUACUGCAGACGCGUAUGGCUUGGCCUAUACGAAGGUGAAAGUGUGAACUACACGGAUGAACAACGCGUUAGAGAUUUCAUGUCGGAUAAAUAUGAAAAGAAGCAAUAUUAUCUUGAAUCAGCACCAAACAAUGCGCCUGUUGUAAACGGUACCUCUUCACAAAGAACCAAAAUUAAACAAAAAUCGAAUACUACAACUGUUCCUGCGCCGUUGAUUGCGAUAUCGCCGCAAACGUACAAAAGUUCUAGUAACAACAAUAUUAUAAAUUCAGCAAAGAUGAUGUCUACUUUGUCCUCUGGUCAAGAAGUCUCCCAUAAAGUAGCAAGGCCUGCCAACAAUCUAAUUCCAUCCAUGGUUAAUGGCUUUACUAUGCCAACCGCUGCACCCAUGCCACCACCAGUACCCGAUUUUCCAGUUGAUUUUUCUACUGCAAAUAUUUACAAUAGCGCACAAAAUAGCUCUCUUAGUAGCAACACAAACAAUAAUAUUGGUAGCAGAUAUACACCUACAGCAACACCAUCCUUUGAGAGCUUUAAUGCAGCAAAUAAUACUUCAAAUGACCGCUAUGCAGCAUUAGCGGACCUUGACUUAGUUUUUAGACAACAAAAGACUUUGGAAGAAAAUGUGUCCAGUAAGAAUCCAUUCCAAAGUGCAACAAGUGACGCAUUGAGCACAAAAAAUCCGUUUUUUAAUGGCAGCUGGAGUACAACAACUGCACCUGUUUCUGUUAAUCCAUUUAUGUCGUCCAGCAACGGGAACUUUGUCAACUCCAAAAAUCCCUUUCUUUGA